UUUGUGCUUUCCAAGUGUUACUUUGGCUGGCAAAACAUCAUCACAACCUAAUUUUAGGGAAAAAAAACAGAAAGCAAUUCAAGAAAAAGAAAAAAAUAAAGAGAAAAAAGAAACAAAAAGAAAAAAAUAAUCAUAAAGCAAAAGAUGCUAAUUAUACAAGACCCGAAACAAUCGGGUCAGAUAGUAUCCAACUCCCUUAAAAUGUCCCAUUAUUAAAAAAGCUUCAUUCUCUCUCAUUUUCUUACUAGCUUUAAAGUCACUUCCGCAUUCUCACUUCACUCUUCGAGCUCUGCACUUAGAUCCAGGAGAUAAUUUUCUACAAAAAAUGGGGAGCUAGGAAUAGCAAUCUAGAUUGAAUAGUGUAAAUACUAGCGGUGAUGUCUGUUAGUUGGGAAAGAAUCAUUCCUUCAACUGUGGAACGCUGUUUCUGACAAUCUGAGGUCUAAGAUAGCUGUAGGAGAAGAUGGAAGAGAUACAAUCUCAGUCAGAUAAUUACAGGUCUUCAUCAUCUUCUGCCAGUAGUCCUGCAAGCAGGGUUCCUUCAAGUAACUUUUUCUACUUGCGGAAGCCUGGUUCGCUUCGACAACCAAUCUCAUUCGAGGAUUCACCAGAGUGGGAGGAUACAGAUAUUGAUGUUAGGAUGGAGGAAGGAGGUGAUUCUAUCAAUCUUGCUGUCACUCCAGCAUCCCCAUCAUUAUCAAAGCUCAAUAGUGGGUCAUUGCCAUCCCCGCCACUACCAGACAGUACAGUUGUUGCAAGAAAGAUUGCAGGAGCUUCUGUAGUGUGGAAAGACUUGACUGUUACAAUCAAGGGUAAAAGAAAGUACUCUGAUAAAGUUGUCAAGAGCUCAAGUGGUUAUGCAUUGCCAGGGACAAUGACAGUAAUCAUGGGUCCUGCCAAAUCUGGGAAAUCCACUUUGCUGAGGGCUAUUGCAGGAAGAUUGCAUCAUUCAGCCAAAAUGUAUGGUGAAGUAUUUGUGAAUGGUGCCAAAUCACGCUUGCCUUACGGCUCAUACGGUUUUGUUGAAAGGGAAACUACUCUAAUUGGGUCCCUCACUGUCCAAGAAUAUUUGUACUACUCUGCAUUGCUUCAACUCCCUGGUUUUUUCUGCAAGAAAAAGAGUGUGGUUGAGGAUGCAAUCCAUGCCAUGUCCUUGACUGAUUAUGCAAACAAAUUGAUUGGAGGCCACUGUUAUAUGAAGGGCCUCCGUAAUGGUGAGAGAAGGCGUGUUAGCAUGGCUCGGGAGCUAGUGAUGAGGCCCCAUAUCCUAUUUAUAGAUGAGCCCCUUUAUCAUCUUGACAGUGUCUCUGCUCUUCUGAUGAUGGUUACAUUGAAGAAACUUGCUAGCACUGGCUGCACUCUUAUCUUUACCAUUUACCAGAGCAGUACAGAAGUAUUUGGCCUUUUUGAUCGAAUCUGCCUGCUCUCAAAUGGAAAUACACUAUUUUUUGGAGAAACUUUGUCUUGCUUGCAGCACUUCUCAAAUGCCGGAUUUCCUUGCCCCAUCAUGCAAAGUCCUUCUGAUCACUUCUUACGUGCGAUAAACACAGACUUUGACAGAAUAAUUGCAAUGUGCAAAAACUGGCAGGAUGAUGGAGAUUUCUCAUCAGUGAAUAUGGACACUGCUGUCGCCAUACGUACUCUAGAAGCAACAUAUAAAUCAUCUGCGGAUGCUGCUGCAGUUGAAACAAUGACAUUAAGACUCACCGAAAAGGAGGGUCCAUAUCUUAAAAGUAAGGGAAAAGCUAGCAGUGCUACAAGAAUUGCAGUUUUGACUUGGAGAUCAUUGUUAAUUAUGUCAAGGGAAUGGAAAUACUAUUGGCUUCGACUUAUUCUUUGCAUGCUUUUGACACUCUGUAUUGGCACCGUAUUUUCUGGCCUAGGGCAUUCUUUGUCUUCAGUAGUGACGAGGGUUGCGGCAAUAUUCGUAUUUGUAUCAUUUACUUCACUUAUAGGAAUUGCAGGAGUACCUUCACUUCAGAAGGAAAUUAAGAUAUAUGCCAGUGAAGAGUCAAAUAGGCAUUCUGGGGCAUUGGUCUUUUUACUUGGGCAGCUUCUCUCCAGCAUCCCUUUCCUUUUUCUCAUCUCCAUUUCAUCAAGUCUUGUCUUCUAUUUCCUGAUAGGGUUACGAGACGAAUUCAGCUUGUUAAUGUACUUUGUUUUGAAUUUCUUCAUAUCUCUCUUAGUAAAUGAAGGACUGAUGCUACUUAUAACGUCCCUUUGGCAACAUGUUUUCUGGAGUAUUUUGACGAUGGUAUCAAUACAUGUGGUUAUGAUGCUUUCGGCAGGAUAUUUUAGAAUUCGAAAUGCUUUGCCAGGACCAGUAUGGACUUAUCCAGUAUCUUAUAUUGCUUUUCACACUUAUUCUAUUCAGGGACUUUUAGAGAAUGAGUAUCUAGGAACUUCAUUUGCAGUUGGAGAAGUAAGGACCAUUUCAGGGUUCCAGGCUCUUCGAAGUGCAUAUGACAUCUCUUCAGACAGUAAUUCCAAAUGGGAGAAUAUAUUGAUAUUGUUUCUCAUGGCAAUUGGGUAUCGUAUAUUAGUGUUCAUUGUACUGCAUUUUCGUGUCGGAAAAAGUGAAUCUGUACUUAAGUUUUGCCGGUGUAAUCAGGAUACAAACAAUCCGAGAUAAAUGGAAGUUGCACUACUAGCUAGUCUUAGAUUCUGUUGAAGUUUGUAUGAUGCUCUUUUUAUUUUAGCCUGCUUAGCAACUCUUGAUGAAAUAUAGAAAAUCAAUUCCUCAA
Messenger RNA from Ricinus communis (castor bean), 2744 nucleotides. RefSeq names its product ABC transporter G family member 3. Bases 464 to 2632 code for a protein of 722 amino acids. Gene Ontology annotation, cellular component: membrane. Gene Ontology annotation, molecular function: ABC-type transporter activity; ATP hydrolysis activity; ATP binding. The transcript is spliced from 12 exons. The record is from RefSeq and is a predicted model, not a curated record. NCBI's taxonomy places the organism in Eukaryota, Viridiplantae, Streptophyta, Magnoliopsida, Malpighiales, Euphorbiaceae.